Triticum urartu is the source of this 3422-nucleotide messenger RNA. NCBI's taxonomy places the organism in Eukaryota, Viridiplantae, Streptophyta, Magnoliopsida, Poales, Poaceae. The record is from RefSeq and is a predicted model, not a curated record.
AUCAAAGGUUUGUAAAAAGCCUAUUACGCCACUGGAAUUGCAUCCCAUGAAACUAUUGGUCUUCAUGAAGAUAUAAAAAUAUUAAUUGAAGACGGAAAUAACUAUUAGAAGUUGUUGCAGUUGCACUACCUUACAAGGACUUCACUAUAUGCAAGAAGAAUGUCCCUACUGAGAAAUGAGAACCUGGAAAAAGUAGUAUGGUUCCUGCAGUAUGAAAGAUAACAGUGUUAUCUUCUCUGCUGUCUUUCUGCACUUCACUCUGCACUGCUUCCCUGCACCAGAUUCCUGAGGUCUGUGUAUAUCUAUUGGCCCAGGUUCCAGUGUGGGUUGUGAUGGACUGCUAACUAUCAAAAAAGAACUUCCUUUGUUUGUUGCAUUGCUAAUACGUACUUUUCUUUUGCAUAAACAACUUGACAUGACAUCAGUUCUGUGUCAUAACUUAUACAAAGUUGCACCUCAAAAAGAAAACUUAUACAAAGUUGUAGGGUGGCAUUUUGCGAGUUUCAGGAGAGGUUUCUUUGUAACUCUACCUGCACUUCGGAUCUUCCCCAUCUACACGUUGAUCAUGAGAAAUGUGCUAUGGCUGGGUUCCUUUUAUGUUCUAUAAGUUUAGGGCAUAGCUCUACUUGCACUUUGGACCAGGUAUGUGGCUGGCUUUUCUUCCUUGGAAUCUGCUGUUGUGAUAAAAUUAUUUCCUCUGCAUCUUAUUUGUUUCACAGCAACAGAGCUAAGAUAAAUUGUAUUUUACUAUGUUAUAUCAUCUUAUAAUCACAUUAAUUAGUUACUUUAAUAGAACUGAAAAUAUCCCAGGACUUCAGAAGUGCCGUUAUUUCAGUUCUCAUUCUUACUUUGGUCUACAAUGUCAAUUCAUUAGCUAAGUUUAAGUGCAAUCUACAUCUGUGUUUGCACUUGUUGAAGCUUCAGAGACUAUCACUGCAACCACCAUACAGCUCCUAGUUUUUUUUUGCAUUCAACUUUUAAUUAUACACCUAGCAUAUGUGGAGAGAGAAAGAGAUAUUAUUAAUAAGAUGCCGUAUAAAUCAGUUUUGUGGUGGAAUAGCAGUAGAUAGGACCUUUGCUACCUAGUCAGCCAUCUUCUUUGACCUCUGCUGUGGAGACAAAUGGAUUUGUGUGGCGUUGGCUGAUGCACUCAGUACAGCUUGCUCCACCAUGCAACUUGCUUCUUGCCGGCCGGUGCCUGUCCUAGUCUCUCCAGCGGGGAAGACUUCAUCUUGACUCCCUGCUACUAAUCCCCAACUUUUUCCCUUGGCAAUUCUCCUUGCAUGAAUAAUUUGCAUUGCAUUGCAUUACAGUCUUGAAGCAAGAUUCAUCAGUUCUGACGUGGAUGCCAUCCUCUGCAGUUGCAGUACCAUGGCUUUGCCUCAUCGGCGCCUCUUCCUCUUCACCGUCGUCGUCUUCCUCCCACAAGUGUUCUCCCAGCUCCCCAACAUCUGCGGGACCAAGGCCAAUGGCAGGUACGCCUGCCCUGACUGCUCCACCUCUACUGCAGCCACCUCAAACCGUAGCGCCGGCUUCGAGGCCAACCUCCUCCGGCUCCAGGCCUCUCUCCAACACAUGGCCGCCACGGACGCCAGCUUCCUGAACUCCACUUUCACCACUGGCGCCAGCGACGCGGCGGACACGGUCUUUGGGCUCGCCAUGUGCUUCACCGACGCGGAGCGGUCCGACUGCUCUGCCUGUCUCGCUGGCGCGGCAGCCGAGUUGCCCGGGACCCGGUGCGCAGGCCGCAGGGACAUUGUCCUUUGGUACGGGCACUGCCUCGUGCGCUACGAUGACACCCCCUUCUUCGGCACCGCGGACACGUCACCGGCGCGGCGGUUCGACGUGCCCAACCCCCACAACUUCUCAGAUCCAGUGAGCCUGGGUGCGGCGCGUCAGAGGCUGGCCGGGCGGAUGCUCCCCGCCGCGGCGGCCUCGACGCUCCGGUUUGCCUUUGAUGCCGAGGAGGUCACACCGAACAUGACGCUGCAUGGGCUGGCGCAAUGCACGGAGGACCUGCCCGCCGAGGAGUGCAGCCGGUGCCUGGCAUCGCACAUGGUCUGGCUCGCCGGAUGCUGCGCCGACAUGGACGGUGUCCGUCUAAACGGGCCCAGCUGCUACCUGCGCUAUGAGUUCAUGGCCUUCAUCCCCAGCAUGCCGCCGUCCAUGGCACCCCUGCUACCUCCUCCUCCGGCGUCUGAAUCAGGGACUCCCUCAGGGAGGAAGAAGGCUAGAACAUACAUACUUGCGGGGACCCUGAGUGCAUUGGCGCUGCUGUGCCUCUGUCUUCUGGGAGCAUUUCUGUAUUACAAGAAGAAGUUUCAUGGCUCACUUCCUCCCAUGCCCUGGAAGAGGGACACACCGACGAUUGAAUCCUUCCUGCGGUGGCAACAUCCGAGGAGGUACAGCUACUCGCAAGUGAAACGGAUGACGAAAUCUUUCUCGCACAAACUUGGCCACGGCGGCAACGGUGUGGUCUACAAAGGCAGACUCCCGGAUGGCCGUGAGAUUGCCGUGAAGAUGCUCAAGGACAACAGGGACGUCGAUGGCGAGGAUUUCAUGACUGAGGUCGCCAGCAUCAGCAGGACCUCCCAUGUCAACGUCGUCACGCUGCUGGGAUUCUGCUUGCAGGGUAGAUCUAAAAGGGGACUCAUCUAUGAGUUCAUGCCGAAUGGCUCCCUUGAAAGAUACACUUCUGGGAGAGGCACUGAGCACAACUCACUUGGCUGGGAGACACUGUUCGACAUUGCUGUCGGCAUUGCGCGAGGCCUCGAGUACCUGCACAGAGGUUGCAACGCGCACAUUGUGCAUUUUGACAUCAAGCCUCACAACAUCCUCCUGGACCGGGACCUCCGGCCUAAGAUCUCCGACUUCGGACUGGCCAAGCUGUGCUCCCAAAAAGAGAGCACAAUCGCGGUGUCCAUUGCAGGAGCUCGGGGCACGAUCGGGUACAUCGCGCCUGAGGUGUUCUCCAGGGGAGUAGGGGCAGUCACCAGCAAGUCCGACGUCUACAGCUAUGGCAUGAUGGUUCUUGAGAUAUCUGAGGCUAGGAGGAGCAUGGAUGACGACGAUUUCACUGAUUCAGAGGCAAGCAGCAGCAGCAAGUAUUUCCCCCAGUGUUUAUAUGAAGGCUUAGAUCAGUUCUGUGCAAGAGCUUGCGCCAUCGAUGAUAGCGAUGGCAAGGCUACCGGACUGGUGAGGAAGAUGGUGGUGGUCGGGCUGUGGUGCGUGCAAAUCUCCCCUUCGGACCGGCCUUCCAUGACCAGAGUGCUCGAGAUGCUGGAGAAGAGUGCUGAAGAGCUUCAGCUACCACCACACACUCCACGUGGACCUUGAGCACGCUGAAAGAUUUGGGUAUCUUGAAUUGUACAGCUAAAUGAUGAAGACAUCGUUCAGGUUUUGAAAUUAAGUGGUUUCAUUCA